AUCUAUGUGUCUGAGCCCAUAUAGACCCCAUAUCUAUGGGUCUGAGCCCAUAUAGACCCAUAUCUAUGGGUCUGACCCCCACGUGUGGGUCGCAGAUGGCGGAGCCUGGGGGGGGCCUGGCGCUGCUCAAGGCGCGCGCGCUUGACGUCACCUUCGAGGUGGGCGACGAUUAUGACGUCAUCGAGACCAUCGGCACCGGAGCCUAUGGGGUGGUCAGCUCCGCGCGGCGCCGGGACACCGGCCAGCCCGUGGCCAUCAAGAAGAUCCCCAACGCCUUCGAUGUGGUCACCAGCGCCAAGAGGACCCUGAGGGAGCUCAAGAUCCUCAAGCACUUCAAGCACGACAACAUCAUUGGGAUCAAGGACAUCCUGAGGCCGCGAGGGCCUGAGCGAGACUUCCGCUCUGUCUACGUGGUGCUGGACCUGAUGGAGUCCGACCUGCACCAGAUCAUCCACUCGAGCCAACCGCUGACGCUGGAGCACGUCCGCUACUUCCUGUACCAGCUCCUGCGCGGCCUCAAGUACAUCCACUCCGCCAACGUCCUGCACCGCGACCUCAAACCCAGCAACCUAUUGGUCAACGAGAACUGCGAGCUCAAGAUCGGCGACUUCGGCAUGGCCAGAGGCUUAGGCGCCGACCCGCGCCAGGCCAAGCCCUUCCUGACGGAGUACGUGGCCACGCGCUGGUACCGCGCGCCGGAGCUGCUGCUGGCGCUGCACCGCUACAGCCGCGCCAUCGACGUGUGGUCCGCGGGUUGUAUCUUCGCCGAGAUGCUGGCGCGCCGGCAGCUGUUCCCGGGGCGCAACUACAUCCACCAGCUCCAACUGAUCAUGGCGGUGUUGGGCACGCCGCCACCGGCGCUAACCGCGGCCAUCGGCGCCGAGCGGGUGAGGGCUUAUGUCCAGAGCCUCCCCCCGCGGCCCGCGGUGCCGUGGGAGGAGCUGUUUGGCGACGCCGACGCCGAAGCCUUGGCGCUGUUGGGGGGGAUGCUGCGGUUCGACCCGCGGGAGAGGGUGAGUGUGGUGGAGGCUUUGGCGCAUCCGUUCCUGGCCAAGUACCAUGACCCUGAUGAUGAACCCGAGUGUGUGCCGGCGUUCGACUUCGCCUUCGAGCGCCAAGCGCUCACCAAGGAGGAGAUCAAAGCCGCCAUCGUGGCGGAGAUUGAGGACUUCCAUGCGCGCCGCGAUGGCAUCCGCAGGCACAUCUGCCUAGCGCCAAGCAGUGGUGGCAAUGGGGGGGUCAAUGGGGCUGGCAAUGGGGCUGGCAAUGGGGGUGGUAAUAGUGGUAAUAGGGGUGGUAAUGGGGGUGGUAAUAGGGGUGUCAAUGGGGGUGUCAAUGGGGGUGGUAAUGGGGCUGGCAAUGGGGGUGGUAAUAGUGGUAAUAGGGGUGGUAAUGGGGGUGGUAAUAGGGGUGUCAAUGGGGGUGUCAAUGGGGGUGGCAAUGGGGGUGGUAAUGGGGGUGGUAAUGGGGGUGGUAAUGGGGGGUCUAUGGUUGGCGCCAAUGGGGCGCCGGAUGGCACCGCGUGGCCCUGUGCCGAUGUGGACAUGGUGAGCCCCGGGCCGGAGGGGCCCAUAGAGGUGAAGGCGGAAGCCGGCGGCCCCAUAGCGCCCAAGAGGGAUGGGGCCAUCUCGGAUGACACCAAAGCUGCGCUCAAGGCUGCGCUGCUGAAGUCGGCUAUGAGGAAUAAGAGUAAAGACCCCCCCUGCGCCCCCUCGGACCCCCCCGAGUGCCGUCGCCCGGUGACGGCGGCCGAGCGCCAGCGGGAGCGGGAGGAGAAGCGCCGGCGGCGCCAGGAACGUGCCAAGGAGCGCGAGAAGAAGCAGCGGGAGCGCGAGCGCCGCGAGCCCCAAGGCCGCGGGGAUGGGCUCCAGGGCCUGGUGCUGACCGACGACGACCGCCACCUCCUGGAGCGCUGGACCCGGAUGGCGACGGGGCCCUCCCCCGCCCCCCCCCCCCCAGCCCCACAGCAGCCCCCUGAGCUCUGCCCCACAACUUGUGGGGCGGCCACAGAGGGUUGGGGUGAGGUGUGGGGUGAAGGCAGCGGGGGGGCUGUGGGGCACGAUGCGGAUGUGGCCACUGUGACGCAGCAGCUGUCCAAGUCGCAGGUUGAGGACCUCCUGCCCCCCGUCUUCUCCGUGACCCCCAAGGGCAGUGGGGCUGGUUAUGGGGUGGGCUUCGACCUGGAGGAGUUCCUCAGCCAAUCCCUGGACAUGGUUGGAGACCCCAAAGAGAGCCAAGGGGAUUCGGCGCCGCUCUCGGCCUCGCUGCUCGCUGAUUGGCUGGAGGUUCACCGCCUAAGCCCCGCCUCCCUCGAGAGCCUCCAGCGCGACCUCCAGCUCGGCUCUCCCAUGAUCCUCAGCGACGACCUCCCGGACCCAUAACCGGGGGGGGGCGGGGACACCCCAUUGGCUCCGCCCCCUUCGGCCUCGCUUUGACCCCGACCAAUUACAUUUGUAACGACACCGA
Melopsittacus undulatus (budgerigar) is the source of this 2466-nucleotide messenger RNA. It is a transcript of the gene MAPK7, whose product is annotated as mitogen-activated protein kinase 7. Gene Ontology annotation, cellular component: nucleus; cytoplasm. Gene Ontology annotation, molecular function: MAP kinase activity; ATP binding. Gene Ontology annotation, biological process: protein phosphorylation; intracellular signal transduction. The record is from RefSeq and is a predicted model, not a curated record. Lineage: Eukaryota; Metazoa; Chordata; Aves; Psittaciformes; Psittaculidae.